AACUGUCUUGUAAACUAUUGAAGUAAUUACAUUAUAAUAAACGUGACAAUUUGAAUAUUGCUUCUAUUUUUAUGCAAUGGCGCAAGCUGAAAGUGCUAAAACACUGAAGAUUGAAUUGACUAAAGAAGAUAAAGUUCUUAUUAAGGAAUGUUAUAAAGAAUCACUUUAUUAUCGAAGUCUUCCUUUGGUGACAAUUAAUUCUGUUGGUACUUAUGCAUUGCAUAAGAGAGGACUUAUUAAACGGCCCUUUUUAACUUAUUCAUUUGGAGCCAUUAUAGGAAUUUUUGUUGGAGUGGCAUCUUAUGGUCCAGCAUGUAGAAAAAAGUUUGCAGCUAAAGUUCCUACUUCUGACUUCAGUCGAUUGUACACUGGUAAAAUCAGUCCUCAAGAUCUAGUAGAAGAACAACGUCAAUCUAGAAGAGUACACCAAGAUAGACAAGAUGAAGAACCAGUAUCAUAUUUAAAAGAAUUAGGACAUGGAGAAGCCCAAUUAACAAAUGAAGAAAUUGUUGAAGGCGGGAAUAAAAAAAUUACUUAUGAAGAAACAAAAAACCGUGCCCAGUUGCAGCCUCAACAACCACCACCUAGAUAUCAGUCACAGGAUGACCAGUGGAAUAAUGAAGAUGGACCAAGAUCACCUCAAACACCAAAGAGCUUUAUAGAUAAAAGAGAUGCUAAAAGAAACAAAUAUGGUGAUGUUAUGGAUUAAGAUUCAUUAUAAUUGAACAUUUGUGAAAGAAGAUCCCCACUACUAACUAUGGGCUAUCAACAUGUCCUAAUAUUGGAGACGAAAGUUUGUACGGUUUGAAUUUUGAUUCAGGAAUGAGCCAGUUGUGAAAAACAUGAUGUAUGUUAAUUCUAUGAAUGAAAAUAGUUGUGUAUUUAAAUAGAUCAACUAUUAGAAGAAUGUAAUGUGUAUGAGAUUUUAAAUUAAAGUAUUUGUAUUG
Molecule: messenger RNA, 947 nt
Organism: Lottia gigantea (owl limpet)
Lineage: Eukaryota; Metazoa; Mollusca; Gastropoda; Lottiidae
Exons: 8
Coding region: 77-709 (210 amino acids)
Cellular component (GO): endosome
Source: RefSeq, a predicted model, not a curated record